CUUGUGCAGGUUGGUGUGAUAGGGAGGCUCACGGCUACAUAGCCUUUGCCGAGGACACUUAUUUAGCAGUGGUCGCAGAAGCGAUGAAGCUUUCUACAUUAGAAUAUGCCCCUCGGCUGCUCUGGUCUGCAUUGAACUUUUCUGCUCUGCAACUUUUGACUUUGUUGUGCUUAGGCUACCUACUGUAUAACGUCGUCAAGUUGUUUCUUAAAAGGAAGCAGAACAUUCAUGCCUUUGCUACUUUCCCUGGACCCAAAAGUCAUUGGCUGCUUGGUGAUGUAGCCCAGAAACAAGAAGAUAUCUUAGAUUAUGUGGCUGAAAAUUCUAAGAUUUUUCAUUAUGCACAGCCCUUUUGGCUUGGACCAUUUAGAUGUGAGCUCCAUAUUACCCAUCCAGACUAUGUCAAAACUGUCUUUACUAGUUCAGAACCCAAAAAUGUUAAUAAUUAUCGUUUUGCUGUCGGAUGGAUUGGAUUGGGGCUACUGAUUCUAUCUGGAAAGAAAUGGUUCCAGCACCGGAAAAUGCUAACCCCCGCAUUUCACUAUGAUGUUUUAAAACCUUAUAUCAAGCUAGUUUCAGACUCUGUCAAUGUGAUGCUGGAUAAAUGGGAAAAACAUAUUACUGUGAACAAUUCCUUGGACAUAUACCAGGAUGUCAGCCUAAUGACUCUGGACAGCAUCUUGAAAUGUGCUUUCAGCUGCAACAGCAACUGCCAGAUUAAGAGAGACAAUCCAUACAUUAAGGCAGUCUAUGAUCUUACCUACUUAAUCCAAGUCAGAAUUCGAUGCUUUCCAUACCACAGUAAUCUCAUCUUUAAUCUUAGUCCUCAUGGAUUUCGGUUUUGGAAAGCUUGCAAGUUGGCACAUGAGCACACAGGGAAAGUUAUACAACAGAGGAAAGCUAUCCUUAAAGAUGAAAAAGAAUUAGAGAAAAUCCAGCAGAAGCGGUACCUUGAUUUUCUUGAUAUCCUGCUGUGUGCCAGAGAUGAUGAUGGGAAAGGACUCUCUGAUGAAGACAUCUGUGCUGAGGUUGACACAUUCAUGUUUGAAGGACAUGACACCACAGCAAGUGGCAUUUCCUGGAUCCUAUACUGCAUGGCCAAGUACCCAGAGCACCAGAAAAAAUGCAGGGAAGAAAUCCAAGAGAUUAUUGCUGGCAGAAGCACAUUAGAUUGGAAUGAUCUUGGCAAGUUGACCUACACCACCAUGGUUAUUAAAGAAUGCCUGAGACUUUACCCUCCUGUACCUGGAGUAGGACGAACAACCACCAAAACAAUGACCUUUCCUGAUGGGAGAUCAGUGCCAGCAGGUACAAAUAUUGGAAUAAAUAUAUACAGCAUCCAUAGACAACCAGACAUCUGGGAAGAUCCAGAGGUAUUUGAUCCUUCAAGAUUUUUACCAGAUAGAGCUGCCAACAGACAUUCAUAUGCCUUUGUACCAUUUGCUGCAGGAGGAAGAAACUGCAUUGGUCAACAUUUUGCUAUGAAUGAAAUGAAAGUAGCCACAGCACUGACAUUGGCCAGGUUUGAACUUGCAUUAGAUCUAGCCAGGCCUCCCAUCAAAAUCCCACAAGUUGUUCUUCGAUCCAAAAAUGGAAUACACCUGAAGCUGAAGAAAAUUAUCCAUGCAGAAAAAGAAUAAAAGGAAUAAUAGUUUGCCAUGAAUCUGUUUUGAAACAUCAUAGUAUAGUUUUAGAAAAAAGCUGAACUUUUUUACAGUCAUCAUUCAGUUUUCUCCUCAGACAUUCAAGGACCCCUAAAUUCCUUCCUUCACUGGUAUGCAGAAUCUGGAUGACAAGUUUUGAGAUUUUUUUAUAUAAUACUGCAGAGGUUUAUUGUGUAAAGCCAUGUCUUAGAGUUUCCAGUGCAUUUUGUGUAAGUAUGUAAAUGUGGGACAGACUUCUUACUUUCAUCUGCAUGUCUUAGUGCAGAUUUAGUGUCAGCAUUGUUUUAGUAUGCUUGUCUACCAUGCUGUCCCGCAGAACCUUUCUGGGUAGUACAAAAACUCUGUACCUCUCUCCACAAGCAAGCAACUAACAGCCAUGGAAGCUCUGAAUAUAUCCCCACAAAGGAAUAGCUAUCUAACAGCCAUAUAAUCCUUUAUACUAACUGGUUCUACAACGUGUAGCUUCUAGACAAUCCCAGGUUUUCAAAGUCAGGCAGGGGAGCAUUAAAUAUGCACCAGUUGAUCUGCAAAAUAUUAUUUUGAUUUUGUGGAAAAAUACUGACUGACUUAGUUAAGAACUGUUUUCCAGUUAAAUGUGUUUUGAACCAUAUCCUUGGUUAAAGAGUAUUUUGAAGCAUAUUUUCCACACAUUUCUCCUAGAAAGACUGCCUUUUUUAUUUUAGACUCUGCAGAUAGGAGUAUUCUCAUUGAAAGGGCAUUGUUAUAGAAGAAAUACAUAUUCACAUUUGCUUUUCCCAUCCAAACUGAAUACCACCACCCCUAGAUCUGAUUACAGCCUUGUAGUCACUUACAUAAAGGUGAAAGAUCAUAUACAUUCCACUCUUGAGGAGAUGCAGAGAGCCAUUGUUGAGCUGUCUGCUCAUGUCUUUAAAGAAGACCACAUCCAGAUCCUGAGCAUCACUCUAACUUCACCAAGAAUGAUGCCUAAAUUCAAGGAUAAAGUAAUUGGCUUUAUUAACUGCCAAGUAAAUUGGUGUCAUUUGAGGAGGAUCCAGUGUGUGUCUGUAUGGAAUAAUAUGGUCAUCAGCCCCCCCCCCCCCCAAACCUUGCUUUGCCUAGGACAGCAUAUAAUUUAGAAAUUCCAGAAAGUCAAGCCCUUAAUAAUAAGUAUUGGAUUGUGAAAUAAGUUAUUCUACUUCUGAAUGACAGAAGAGCUGGGAUACAUUUGCAAAGUUGUUUUAAGUUGAAAUGUAACACUACUAAACAGAUUAAUUUGUUUUAUAGAGCAUACUGAGCACCUAAAUAAUAUAUAUGCAUUUCUUUUAACUUUGGGCUGGCAUGGACGGGUAAGACUGGCAUUAGUGCUGGUGUCAGCAUCUCAAGAUUAUUACAUGAUGGGAGUUCUGUUAAUCACAGAGUGCACAGCUUUAGUUAUCUUCAUCUAUGGACUGGCUGUUUGUUCUAUUUUCAAACUGGACCCUUUGUCAGCAGAAACUGUUUUAUCUUGGUCCUCUAGUGCAAUAAAAACCAGUAAUAAUUUCCCAUUC
Molecule: messenger RNA, 3172 nt
Organism: Protopterus annectens (West African lungfish)
Lineage: Eukaryota; Metazoa; Chordata; Ceratodontiformes; Protopteridae
Product: cytochrome P450 4B1-like
Exons: 12
Coding region: 84-1640 (518 amino acids)
Molecular function (GO): monooxygenase activity; iron ion binding; oxidoreductase activity, acting on paired donors, with incorporation or reduction of molecular oxygen
Source: RefSeq, a predicted model, not a curated record